Messenger RNA from Solea solea (common sole), 2926 nucleotides. RefSeq lists its product as uncharacterized. Gene Ontology annotation, molecular function: hexosyltransferase activity. Lineage: Eukaryota; Metazoa; Chordata; Actinopteri; Pleuronectiformes; Soleidae. Gene Ontology annotation, biological process: carbohydrate metabolic process. Bases 72 to 2780 code for a protein of 902 amino acids. Gene Ontology annotation, cellular component: Golgi apparatus; membrane; vesicle. The transcript is spliced from 23 exons. The record is from RefSeq and is a predicted model, not a curated record.
GCAAGCUCUUUACUGGAUCACUGUCUUUGCUCUAAGUGGAUAAAGACUCUUUGUCCUGGAUUAAGACUGAGAUGAGUUUUUUGAAAAUUCAAACUGCUGCUGUGAUUUUGCAGUUAUGUCUGCUACUGGAAGUGAUGUAUGUCUUCAAGACCUGCAGAAUGUUGGAACCCUCUGAGCAGACUGAGAGCAGUCGUGGAUCUGCUGCUGAAAACAUCAAUAUCACCCACGAAGGCCACCUGGAAUCUCCUGACCAUGUAAAGUACAAACAGCCCAGCAUCAUCCAUGGUCGUACCGAUGUAGUGACGGUGACUCCAUGGUUGGCUCCUGUUGUCUGGGAAGGAUCUUUUAACCUGGAUCUCUUGGACGCCAUCUACAAACCAAAGAACAUCAUCAUCGCAGCUACUGUGUUUGCUGUGGGAAAGUACACCAUGUUCCUGAAGGAUUUUCUGGAAACAGCAGAACAGCACUUCUUUGUAGGUUUCACUGUCCACAUGCACGUCUUUACCGACAAGCCAAAGGACGUGCCCCAAGUCAAAAUGGCUGCUGGCAGAAAGUUGUUGGUGCAUACCGUACCCAGUGCCGACCGUUGGCAGGAGAUCUCUGCUCGUAGGAUGGAUAUCAUCCAGAAAUUGAUAGAGGAGGAGCUUCAAGAUAACACCGACUACAUCUUCUGUCUGGAUGUGGACUCCAAGUUCCAUGGCCACUGGGGGACAGAGUCGUUAGGCAGACUAGUUGCCGUGAUUCAUCCAGGAUACUACAAAACCAAUCGUGAUGUGCUACCUUAUGAGCGGCGGCCAUCCUCCAAUGCCUACAUCAGUCCUGGGGAGGGUGACUUCUACUACUGUGGAGGGGCAUAUGGAGGCCAAGUAAAGGACGUACAUCAGCUCACCAAAACUUGCAGUGAAAACUUCAAGGAUGAUGCUAAAAAAGGCAUUGAGGCAGCCUGGCAGGAGGAGAGUCACCUAAACAGGUACAUGUGGAUCAACAAGCCCACUAAGCUUCUAUCACCUGAGUACCUGUGGCAGGACUUCAAAAGCAAGGAGCCUGAAAUUCACACCAUCAGGUUCUCUGGAGUCAUCAAGAACUAUGCUGCGAUUCGACCCAACGGCCUUCCUCUCUGCCUGUGUGGUGUUCCCGUACCAGACAGUGAUGCCUGCGGUGAGGAUGCUCUCUAUCAGUCCUCUGUAGGCCAGGGUGAGAGGGCGGUGGUUCAGUCCAGCUUUCCUGAGCAGCCUGAUGAAGUACAUUCUUUGCUGGGCUUUUUUCACUGUGGCUGUGGUGUUACAAGCCCAGCUCAGACAGUGAUGUUGUUGACCAGGGCCCUGUAUCCUGACUCGUCUCCCCCCUUGAUGAGCCCCAGGAUGGUGGUGUCAUCAGCGUAUUUAAUGAUGAUGGAGCUGUCCUGGGUGGAGACACAGUCAUGUGUGUACAGGGUGAAGAGUUUGGGGCUGAGGCAGCAGCCCUGUGGUGAUCCAGUGCUGACUCUGAUUUCAGCAGACACUCGUCCUCCCAUCUUCACCGCCUGGGGCCUUUCGGUCAGGAAGUCCAGGAUCCAGUUGCAGGUGGGAGUAGGGACUCCAAGAAUGUUGGAGCCCUCUGAGCAGACUACGUCCCGUGGAAAUCACAACCUCAACUCAAGCUCUUUACUGGAUCGCUGUCUUUGCUCGAAGUGGAUCAGGACUCUAUGUCCUGGAUUAAGACUUGAGAUGAGUUUUUUGAAAAUUCAAACUGCAGCUGUGAUUUUGCAGUUAUGUCUACUACUGGAAGUGAUGUAUGUCUAUUUCUGUUUAACUCAUAGAGUGAUGUAUGUCUUCAAGACCUGCAGAAUGUUGGAACCCUCUGAGCAGACUGAGAGCAGUCGUGGAUCUGCUGCUGAAAACAUCAAUAUUACCCACGAAGGCCACCUGGAAUCUCCUGACCAUGUAAAGUACAAACAGCCCAGCAUCAUCCAUGGUCGUACUGAUGUAGUGACGGUGACUCCUUGGUUGGCUCCUGUUGUCUGGGAAGGAUCUUUUAACCUGGAUCUCUUGGACGCCAUCUACAAACCAAAGAACAUCAGCAUCGCAGCUACUGUGUUCGCUGUGGGAAAGUACACCAUGUUCCUGAAGGCUUUCCUGGAAACAGCAGAACAGCACUUCUUUGUAGGUUUCACUGUCCACAUGCACGUCUUUACCGACAAGCCAAAGGACGUGCCCCAAGUCAAAAUGGCUGCUGGCAGAAAGUUGAUAGUGCAUACCAUACCCAGUGCCGACCGUUGGCAGGAGAUCUCUGCACGCAGGAUGGAUAUCAUCCAGAAAUUGAUAGAGGAGGAGCUUCAAGAUAACACCGACUACAUCUUCUGUCUGGAUGUGGACUCCAAGUUCCAUGGCCACUGGGGGACAGAGUCGUUAGGCAGACUAGUUGCCGUGAUUCAUCCAGGAUACUACAAAACCAAUCGUGAUGUGCUACCUUAUGAGCGGCGGCUAUCCUCCAAUGCCUACAUCAGUCCUGGGGAGGGUGACUUCUACUACUGUGGAGGGGCAUAUGGAGGCCAAGUAAAGGACGUACAUCAGCUCACCAAAACUUGCAGUGAAAACUUCAAGGAUGAUACGAAAAGAGGCACUGAGGCAGCCUGGCAGGAGGAGAGUCACCUAAACAGGUACAUGUGGAUCAACAAGCCCACUAAGCUUUUAUCACCUGAGUACCUGUGGCAGGACUUCAAAGACAAGGAGCCUGAAAUUCACACCAUCAGGUUCUCUGGAGUCAUCAAGAACUACGCUGCGAUUCGUCCCAACGCCUAAGAGUGUUGACAGCGUGCCAGAAAUGCAACUGUUUUUGUUUCAUAUUAUUAGGUCAGAUCCAAAAGGACUUACUUAGAAUCACCCAGAAUGUGAACAUGAAGGAAAAAAAGAUGAAUAAAGACAAAUUAUUCAUUUUUAUUAAGCUA